Molecule: messenger RNA, 4456 nt
Organism: Ricinus communis (castor bean)
Lineage: Eukaryota; Viridiplantae; Streptophyta; Magnoliopsida; Malpighiales; Euphorbiaceae
Product: HEAT repeat-containing protein 6
Exons: 27
Coding region: 391-3963 (1190 amino acids)
Source: RefSeq, a predicted model, not a curated record
AAAAAACGUAGCUUGGCCGGUGCAUCAAAUUAGAUUUACAAGAAAAAAGAAAAUGACUAACAAUGUUUAGAGCUUUCAAUUGGAGAAAAGCCCAGCUCAGCCAAACGGACCCUGGGUGGGCUCUCAGACUAGGCCUCUGGCUCUAAACCAACAGUCCUUUCAGGCUUCUGCUAUUACACAUCUUAGGACUUCCAUAGCUGCUCUUCUCUUGGCAAUGCCAAUAAUGCUGAACAUUAAUAUUUGAUUUUGAGAGUGCAAUCGUAAUACUUGUCUGAGCAGUAAGCGAGUUAAGUGCCAGCUUGUGCAAGCGUAAUGGAUUGGAGAAUUUUCUAAAUUGUAAAGCUUGAAUCCUUGGUUAUUUCUUAUUUGUUUUGAGUUUUGAAUGGUGAAAUGGCGGUAUCAUCAUCAUCAUCAUCAUCAAUGAUAAUAAUCAGGCCAUGGAGGACGGCAUUUCUGACGCUGAGGGACGAAACCCUAACGAGCAGCCCAAAAUCAGAAUCAAAAAAGUCGGUAGCAGAACUUCUCCACAAUCUCAUCUUUUCUCAAUCCCACUCUCUAAUCUCUGCUGCUCCUCAACUUCCUCCUCACGAGGUUACCUCCGAUUUGUUGUUCCUGUUGGACUUAGCUGCUAAUUCUUCUCUUCAACAUCAAGAUUUGGACUCUGUUUUUACUAACAUUUCUCUAUUGAUGCACGAGAUAUGUCUAUCUCAACGUGUUUCUCUUCAAAUCACUUCUUCUUCUUGGCAUCUUUUUCUCAACUCCUUCUCCACCAUUCUCCAUUUCUUUCUCUGCAAUGCUGCUACCCUUAAACCCGCCAUGGAAUCCAUAUACACCGUAAGGCAUCUUGUCAACCUGCUUCACCACAAAUUCUCUCUCUCGGAUGAUAUUCAUUUAGUGAACUUUCUCAUUCGCGUAGCUGAAUUCUCGUAUGUAAAGUUGGUACACUCAUCUUAUACAAGUGCCGACCAAUCUGCUGCCUCAACUGGAAAGCGCUUAUCCAAGUAUACUACUUUAUGGGAGGUUCAGACUGUUGUCUUUACAAUGUUAGGCGAUGCAUUCGUCAGGGUUGGGUCUUCUUUUCCUGCUGACGUUUGGCAAUCUAUAAUUGAGGUACUUAGAAAAGUUAUGGAUCCCUUGGCAUCUAAAAGCUUGCUUUUUGAAGAUGUUGUUAUGUCCAGGUUUUAUGCAUCUCUUCUUAAUUGUCUACACUUGGUUCUUACUAAUCCUAAAGGUUCCCUUCUUGACCAUGUCUCUGGUUUUGUGGCAACACUUCGCAUGUUCUUUAUUUAUGGGCUGGCCGGUAGAACACUAUUUAAAAUCCCAGCCAACCAUCUCAAGGAAAAGGAAUUUAGUGCAAUGUGCCUUAAGUUAACAUUAGAAGAACCUAAAAGAAAAGAUCAUGCUCCAUAUAGGCCUCCGCACCUGCGCAAAAAGGAAAGCAUGCAUAUGAAACAGCCGAAAGCUCAGGAUUCAUUGGGUUUCUCUGAUCAUGAAUCUUCUAGUGCUGAUUUCAUAUCAUCAGAUUCAGAUUGUAGUGACAGUGAUGGAGCAGGAAAAGAAAUUGAUAGUAUUCAAAGCUCUAAGGUUAGAGUCUCUGCAAUUGUCUGCAUACAGGAUCUUUGUCAAGCUGAUCCCAAAUCAUUUACUUCCCAGUGGACAAUGCUUUUGCCGACCAAUGAUGUGCUGCAACCAAGGAAGUCUGAGGCAACUUUAAUGACAUGCUUGCUAUUUGAUCCUUAUUUAAGGGUGCGGAUUGCGUCUGCCUCUGCUCUGGCAGUAAUGCUGGAUGGGCCUUCGUCUGUUUUUCUGCAGGUAGCAGAGUACAAGGAAACUACUAGAUGGGGAUCUUUUAUGGCACUUUCAAGUUCCCUUGGGCGAAUACUAAUGCAACUUCAUACCGGUAUCCUGUACCUGAUCCAGCAUGAAACAUACAGUAGAAUGCUUCCAUCAUUAUUCAAAAUUCUCAUUCUCUUGUUAUCAUCUACACCAUAUGCAAGAAUGCCUGGAGAAUUGUUGCCCACUGUAAUUACAUCUCUAUUAUCAAGGAAUGAAAAGGGGUUCCCUUUCAGAAGUGAUCAAACUGGUUUGCUGGCUACUGCUGUUAAUUGCUUUUCGGCAGCACUAUCUACAACACCUCCAUCACCACAUGUCAAACAAAUGCUAUUAGAUGAGAUAUCAACAGGUGUUACUGAGGCUGAAAAGAGGUCGGGUGUUCUUUCUACACUAUUUCAAUAUUCUGAACACCCAAUGAAUUCAACAAUAUGUUUUGAAGCUCUCCAGGCCCUUAGAGCUGCCAUACAUAAUUACCCGAACAUAGCAUUUGCAUGUUGGGGACGAGUUUCAUCCAUUUUCUCCAACAUUUUGAGGGUUGCCACUUUAGAAACUCCUAUACGAGCAUGGAAAGGACAUAUGGGAGACAAUGUUGGGUUUACUGGGGAAAAGGUCAUAACAGCAGCUAUCAAGGUUUUAGAUGAAUGUCUUCGUGCAACAUCUGGAUUUAAGGGAACUGAAGAUCCAGAUGAUAAAUUAUCAGAUACCCCAUUUACUUCUGAUUGCAUCAGGACAAAGAAAGUAUCAUCAGCUCCAUCAUAUGAACGAGAGAGUACAGUAGAUACUGAGCAGGAACUAAAAGUCUUUGAGCUAGGAAGUGAGUGUUGGUCUGAGACAAUAGAAAAGCACAUACCUGCGUUGCUACGGCAUACCUCUUCCAUGGUGAGAACUGCAUCAGUGACUUGUUUUGCGGGCAUUACUUCUACUGUAUUUAUCUCCCUCACAAAAGAGAGUCAAGAGUUUGUUGUCUCUUCAUUGAUCAAUGCUGGUGGACAUAAUGAGGUUCCUCCAGUUAGGUCAGCUGCUUGUCGAGCUAUUGGUGUAAUAUCUUGUUUUCCACGAAUGUCUCACAGUGCAGAGAUUCUUGCCAAGUUUAUCUAUGUCAUUGAGAUCAACACUCGUGAUCCUUUGAUUUCGGUGCGAAUAACAGCCUCUUGGGCUUUGGCAAAUAUAUGUGAAUCUCUGCGGCACUGUCUAGAUGAUUUUCCUUUGGAAAAGUCUGCAGAUACCAAUGCCAAACCUCAAGUAAUGGAAUUCUUAGCUGAGUGUGCUUUCCAUCUAACAAAAGAUGGUGACAAGGUCAAAUCAAAUGCUGUAAGGGCUCUUGGGAAUCUAUCAAGAUUAAUCAGAUACACUUCUGGUAAACACGGUAAGCCUGUAAAUUCUCUAAAUUUAUACAAAAAAAAAAAAAAAUGCAUCAGCCAGCAGGCAGUAAUCUGCAAUGUGGUAAAGGAUAUAUCAAAUUUUAAUUAUCAAACUUCAUCAGGAGAUCCACGUCUUCUAGAGAGAAUGGUUCAGGCAUUCCUUUCUUGUGUUACAACUGGGAAUGUCAAGGUCCAGUGGAAUGUUUGUCAUGCACUGAGCAACCUAUUUUUAAAUGAAACAUUAAGACUGCAAGAUAUGGAUUGGGCUCCCUCUGUGUUUAGUAUUCUUCUACUAUUACUACGUGAUUCUUCAAACUUCAAGAUCAGGAUACAAGCUGCAGCUGCUUUGGCUGUGCCAGCCUCAGUGCUUGACUAUGGCGAAUCCUUUUCGGAUAUUGUUCAAGGCCUGGAGCAUGUAGCUGAAAAUCUAGGUUCAGACAAGAUAUCAACACCAUCAAGUUUCAAAUACAGGGUUGCGCUUGAUAAGCAGGUAACAUCAACCCUGUUGCAUGUUGUUAGCCUUGCUUCUAGCUCUGAUAACCAACUCCUGAAAGAUUUUCUUGUGAAGAAAGCGCCAUUUCUGGAGGAGUGGUUAAAGGUUCUCUGCUUCUCACUUGGGGAGACAAGUGGGAAGCCCGAGGUUGGAAAUUCUAUUGCAAAGAAACAGGUGAUAUCCGAGGCAAUAAAUUCUCUCAUAAAAGUGUUUGAGAGCAAGAAUCAUCAUGCAAUUGCACAGAAAUUUGAGAAACUGGAGGAGAGCAUACAGUGAAUGAGAAAAUCAUUAAUCACUUGGUUUGUGCAUGUUCUGACAUUGUUGGAUUAAAUGAUUUGGCUGCAUAUAUGGAACUGGUGUUUUACUCCCAAUAUCGUUCUAUAGUGCAAGUAGAAAGUCAGUCCUUGUAAGGUACAUGAUUCCUCUAAUGGAGAUGGAGGAGAGUGAAUACUGUGGAGCAAUCACUCAACUGAAAAGGUUCCAAGUUUUUACAGGUGAGUAUCCAUUUCAAUUUCUCUAACGUCCCCCGCACAUGAAAUUCCAUUGGGAUUGGAGCAUGCCAUAAUCAAAGUCCCGCCCUCUACCACUUACCUCAUAAGUUUGUAGGUGACAUGGUAUUUUCAUGCAAAAUUCGACUGGAAUUUGAGUUGUGAACGAGUUGAGAGUCAUUUUUUUAUAAUCACCUAAUGACGAAAAACGUGGUGGAUUGCUGAUUUGUACAUAACAAGAUUUGAUAUUAUCAUAAAAAGAAAGAACCAAUGUUCUUUAA